GAUCAUACGCAUUAGUUUGAUUUUUACCAUAAUAAUUAGCUUUUGACCCUCUAGUAUUAAUAAUUAUGGAUAUUAAUAUUUGUAAAACAGGGACCACCACCAUUCCCUUCUAUAUAUAUGUGGUUCAAGUUGGCUGAUAAAUUAGUUCGAAUCCAUAUCAUUUUCUCUCCAAUCUGUUUCCGUUUGCCAUCCUCAUCUCCCUCUAAACAAAAACACAUUUUAAAAAUGCAAAUUCCAUGGAAAAGACUUUCCAACACAACCAAACAACCUCAUCUCUUUUGCUGAACCUGGAAUCUAAGCUUCCAUCUACACAAUAGAUAAAUACCCAAAGCUCAUCAAUAUCCAAACCCACCAAUAUAUACCAGACGCGUGUCAAGCACGCAAUUAAAAUUCAUCCUCUUCUCUCUCUCUCGCUCUCUCCACCUUCUUCACGUUUUGCUGAAGCAUUUUAAAACCCUAAUUUCCUUUCUUUUUUAUUUAUUUUUUUCCCAACUUGUAUUAGCCAUGAAAACUGAAAUAAGAAGAAGCACAACCUCUCUUUCGCUACAGAACUCGACCACUACCCUUUUCAACACCCCUCAAGGUCCUCUUGAAGGAGCUCUCAGAGGGUGUCUUGGAAGCUUAGAUGGAGCAUGUACAGAGAAGCUUCUACGCCAUUGUGCAAGUGCUUUGGAGAGCAACGACGUCACUUUGGCUCAGCAAGUCAUGUGGGUACUCAACAAUGUAGCUUCCUCAGUCGGGGACACAAAUCAAAGGCUCACAUCUUGGUUUCUCAGGGCUUUAAUCUCAAGGGCUUCGAGGGUUUGUCCAACGGCCAUGAGUUUUAACGCAAGCAGCAGUAGUAGUAGUACAAUUCAAAGGAGGUUGAUGUCGGUGACUGAGUUAGCCGGGUACGUUGAUCUCAUCCCUUGGCAUAGGUUCGGAUAUUGUGCAUCCAAUAGUGCUAUUUUCAAUGCAAUUCAAGGUUACCAAAAAGUUCACAUCUUAGAUUUUAGUAUAACACAUUGCAUGCAAUGGCCAACUUUAAUUGACGCAUUGGCCAAAAGACCUGAAGGUCCUCCUUUCCUUCGAAUCACUGUUCCUUGUUUUAGACCACCGGUUCCUCCUUUGCUCAAUGUUUCGAGCGAAGAAGUCGGUCUUCGUUUAUUGAAUUUCUCCAAGUUUCGAGAAGUUCCUUUCGAAUUCAAUGUCAUUGAUGAUAAUUUAUCUUCUUCUUCUUCCACUACUACCUCCUCGAGUAGUAGCAGCGAAACCAUGUGUGUAGAAUCCUCUAACUUUCAUUUCGAAUUGCUUUUGAGCCAAUUAAACCUCUCUUCGCUAAAUGUUCGAGAUGAUGAAGCUUUGGUUAUAAACUGCCAGAAUUGGCUUCGCUAUUUGCCUGAUGAAAGCAUAGGGAAUGCUAAAUAUUCUCUGCGAGAUGCUUUUCUCAACAAGAUUAAAGCCCUUAACCCUAGAAUUGUAGUCGUCGUGGACGAAGACUCGGAGCUGAAUUCCUCGAGUCUCACAUCAAGAAUAACAACAUGUUUCAAUUAUCUAUGGAUUCCGUUUGAUGCGUUGGAGACUUUUUUGCCGAAAGACAGUGGGCAAAGGAUAGAAUACGAAUCGGAUAUCGGUCACAAAAUCGAAAACAUCAUCGGUUUCGAAGGGUUUCAAAGGAUAGAGAGACUAGAAAGCGGUUUUACAUUUUCACAGAGGAUGAGGAACGCGGGUUUCAUGAGCAUUCCAUUCGGUGAAGAGACUGUUGGAGAAGUGAAAGGGUUGUUAGAUGAACAUGCAAGUGGGUGGGGAAUGAAGAGGGAAGAAGAUCAUAUGUUAGUGCUCACAUGGAAGGGUCACAACUCGGUUUUUGCCACAGCUUGGGUCCCAAAUGGGGUGUUGGAGGAUCAAAUUGGUGUGGCUUAAAAUUUAGGUGUAGGUCAUGAAAAAUAAAACUAAAAUGUAACACAUAGAAACUCUUGCAUCAAUUUGGACCUGGCUCGAGAUAAGGGGUUUUGAGAUUUCGAUCCCAUUUAGUGGUCCCAUGUGAAGAGGUAUAUGCACUAGUAUGCCAGCAGUGGCCAAAAAAAAAAAAAAAAAAAAGCUGCAAAUUGUGGGGCAGAAGACAAGAGAAUGAAAACGGCAGCACUUUGAGAAUAAUGUCUAAAGCCAGUUUGUGUGAAUUCCAAUUGCUAGCUAAUUGAAAUUUGAUCACAUGAAAGGCAAAAAGAGGAAAUGUACAUUGUCUUUUCUUUGGUCUAUAGUAUGAGACAAAAUGAAAUCCCUGACUUUUAUUUUAUUUUUUUUUUUGUUUUCUCAUCUUUGUGUGAAAGACUUUUGUUUUUUACACCCCGUUUAGUGUACGUUUAGUUUUUGAUCAAAGUAGCAAUGCAAUAGUCCGUAUUCUUACCUUUUUCGACAUCAAAUUAUUUCACAUUGUCCUCCAUAAAGAAUUUUUGUUUAAGUUUUAAUUUAUGCAUUAGGAACCUCUCCUUCAGA
This is a messenger RNA of Ziziphus jujuba (common jujube), 2475 nucleotides long. RefSeq names its product scarecrow-like protein 32. Gene Ontology annotation, biological process: regulation of DNA-templated transcription. The record is from RefSeq and is a predicted model, not a curated record. Bases 505 to 1902 code for a protein of 465 amino acids. Gene Ontology annotation, cellular component: nucleus. Lineage: Eukaryota; Viridiplantae; Streptophyta; Magnoliopsida; Rosales; Rhamnaceae. The transcript has a single exon. Gene Ontology annotation, molecular function: DNA-binding transcription factor activity; sequence-specific DNA binding.